Lodderomyces jiufengensis is the source of this 1167-nucleotide messenger RNA. RefSeq lists its product as uncharacterized. The coding region runs from base 1 to 1167 and encodes 388 amino acids. The record is from RefSeq and is a predicted model, not a curated record. NCBI's taxonomy places the organism in Eukaryota, Fungi, Ascomycota, Pichiomycetes, Serinales, Debaryomycetaceae. The transcript has a single exon.
AUGAUUACUUUAGAAUUCUUUUUGAAAAUAUUAACUUUACCUUAUCCUAUAAUUAAAUCUAUUAUACAAUAUUAUACUACUGGUACAAUUUAUUCCAAAACAAAUUCAGAAUUCAAAAAUUCAUUAUGGAAAAAUGUUUUAUUAUCAAUUGAAUAUCAUGUUUCAGGUAAUUAUCAAAAAAGUGAUAUGAGAGCUGUAGUUUAUCAACCUAUAAAUAAAGUAAUAUCUAAAUUUAAAAAACAUCCAUUAGCUUUACCACUCAAUGAAUUUGGUGAGAAAUUUGAUGAAUAUAGUUAUUGGAUUCAUAAAUGUGAUAAACCAAAAGAUAAACAAAAUGUUAUAAUAUAUAUUCAUGGUGGUGGUUAUAUGUUAAAUUUAUUUGAAUCACAAUUUGUUUUCAUUUCUGCAUUACAUUAUUCUUUAAAUGAUAAAGCUUCAGAAAAUUCUUCAAUUUUAGUUAUUGAUUAUUCUUUAACUAUGUUUGAUCAUGAAUUUCCAACUCAAUUAAUAGAAUGUUUGAGCACUUAUUCAAAUUUAAUUAAAGACGGUUAUAAAAAUAUAAUGUUACUUGGUGAUUCAGCUGGUGCUCAUAUGUCAUUAUCAAUAGCGAGAGCUAUUGCAUAUCCUGAAGAAGCUUUAACUCAAUUUGAACAUGCAGGUAGAUCCAUCAAGUUUGAUUUAUCUGCGUUACCUCAACCAAAAGCAUUAAUAUUGGAUGCACCAUGGCCUGAACCAUGUACAAAAAGAGCAGUUGCGUCAAAAAGAGGUAUUAAUUGUUAUGGAGAUUUAGGAUCAAUGGAAACAAAUAUGGGAGACUAUUAUUGUGGCAAGAAUGAUAAAAAUUUUAUAAACAAUUUCUUAACUUUUACAAAUACAAAUUGGGAAGAUCAUUGGAAAAAAGUUAUACCAAUAAAUAAUGGAAACACAAUAAUAAUAGUGGGGGAAAGAGAAGUUUUAAGAGAUGGAGUUGAAGAAUUUUAUAAUAUCAUAAAUAAAAAGGGAAGUAUUGAUUAUUAUGUUGAACCAGGUGGAAUUCAUGCAGGUGUUGUAUAUGUUGAAAGUUUAGAUUAUAUUAGUAAAAAAGGUGCUAAAAAGGCUUUAAAGGGGGAUUUUAAAGGUAAAUAUGGUUUUAAUUUGAUUUCAAAAUUUAUAAAUGACCGAGUAUAG